Molecule: messenger RNA, 393 nt
Organism: Diutina rugosa
Lineage: Eukaryota; Fungi; Ascomycota; Pichiomycetes; Serinales; Debaryomycetaceae
Exons: 1
Coding region: 1-393 (130 amino acids)
Cellular component (GO): membrane
Source: RefSeq, a predicted model, not a curated record
AUGUCGAGACCAAACCAAGGGCUUCAAAAGCUUUUAUUGAUUCUCCUCGCGCUUAUCUUCCCGCCGCUCCCGGUGAUCGUCCUCAACAACUACUGCGUGUGGAACCUGUCGACGUUGCUUGUGGUGCUAUUCACCCUUUGCGGUCACUUCCCCGGGAUUAUUUAUGCCAUCUGGUUUAUCCUCACUAAGAAACAACCUAGAAAUGGUUACCAGCGUUUAGAUGAUGAACAAAAUGUCCCCACUCCUGUCAACGGCAGCGAAGGUCACCUGUCAGCGCCGUUGAACUCGUCCUCCGCUGACGAGCCUCCCACUUAUGAAGAAUCGCGUCAAGGCAGCACCAGCACCCCUACUUUGGCGACCAAGUCUGCUUCUGACAACAAGAUUCAGACUUAG